Carica papaya (papaya) is the source of this 3058-nucleotide messenger RNA. Lineage: Eukaryota; Viridiplantae; Streptophyta; Magnoliopsida; Brassicales; Caricaceae. The record is from RefSeq and is a predicted model, not a curated record.
UAUCUUCUUGCCUAAGCUUCCUUGCAGUUCACUACGAUGGAGAGUGGCGAAACUUUGAAUGCUCUGCGAUCAUAUGGCUUUCGGGAAAAUGAAGUGGUGGAUAUCUUCUCAUUUUUAUCUAGAAAUUUGGCAUUUCUCAGACUCAUCAACUUCUCCGUUGUCAGUUUAGCAAUGGGGUCAACAAAAAGAAAUAGUUGGGAGGAGGAAUACUUUGUCAUGAAAGAGAAAGGGGAGAUUGGAUUUAUUGAUUUUGAUGAGGAUCAGUCCAUAACGAGUUAUAACCUAAGGGAUGAGGGACCAGUGAGUAUAUCCAUUCCAUUUCCUCUUGUUCAAGGGAAGCCCCAGUCAGUUGUGGUUGGAGAAACUGCAAAGUGCUCAAUCACAUUGCAGAACACUACUAGUGACUCAGUUGAACUUUGGGAGAUCAAAAUAUAUGCCUCAAAUCCUGAAAAUACAUUCACUUUGUCUCUUAUUGAACCACCGGCUCCCAACUGCUUGGAGUUAUAUUCUCUUGAGGAUAGAGUUCUUGAGCCCCAUGAUACUUUAACAAUUUGGUUAUCUUGCAAACCAAAGGAGAUUGGUUUGCAUACGUCCGUGGUGCAUUUUGAGAUGAAUGAUGAUAGAUUUGAACGCAUGGUAUUUCUGUUAGCUGAGGAUGCAGUCUCCCAAUCACUGGUGUCAAGCAGACCAUAUUUAAGAGAUCCAAGACGCAAACAGUUUGCUGUUGAUAAAUAUGUGAGCAGCCCUCGUCCAGCUACAGCUACACAUCAAGGAUUGAAGCACAAGCUUCCUGAAUAUCCAAUUCCAGCAGAUAUCAGGGAGUUGAUAGAGAACAAGGAAACUCCUGAGGUUGUCACACAAGAGUUAGGCAAGGAGAACUAUGUUUCUUUCUUCAGUACCCUGCUUAUAAUGGAGGAGCUGGAAUUAGAGAGAGAAAUGAGGAACUACACCAUGAAUUCUGUCACCAUGAAGAAAAAAGGAACUUGGCUCCUGGCUCUUGAGAUCCCUGGGCUCGCAGAAAAGAGGCCGUCACUUUUACCUGGUGAUCAUGUUUUUGUGAAGCAUGCCUCCAAAUAUUUCGAUACCAACUAUGUAUACCAGGGUUUCAUUUAUCAUGUUGAAGCUGAUGAAGUAGUCUUGAGAUUUGCCGAUGAAUUUCACGGACACCAUAGAAAUGGGAAUUUAUUUGAUGUCUCCUUCACUUAUAAUAGGGUGAACAUGAGGAGACAAUAUCAAGCUCUCCAAGCAGCAGCUACUUUAGAUGUUGAUAUUCUUUUUUCAUCUCAAUUAACAGAAAGGAGAUUUGUUAAGACAGUACCAUUUACUUCAUUCACUGGUUUCCUAAAUGAGGAGCAGAAGCAAGCAAUUAAGAUGAUCACUGGAUGCAAAGGUGCUCCUCCUUAUGUGAUUUAUGGACCCCCUGGUACAGGAAAAACAAGGACUUUGGUGGAAGCAAUCUUACAGAUAUAUGAAACAAGAAAGAAUAGUUACACUCUUGUCUGUGCUCCAUCAAACAGUGCAGCAGAUCACAUAUUAGAGAAGCUUAUUAGCACCGAGGCAGUUCAGGUUAGAGACACUGAAAUCUUUAGGUUAAAUGCCACCAGCCGUGCUUAUGAUGAUGUUCAACCUGCGCACAUUCGGUUUUGCGUCUUUGAGGAUUCCAUUUUCAGAUGUCCUCCACUCAUGGCAUUAAAACAUUACAGGAUUAUCAUUUCUACUUAUAUGAGUUCAUCUUUACUUUAUGCACAAGGCCUAAAGCGUGGUCAUUUCUCCCACAUUUUCUUAGAUGAGGCUGGCCAAGCUUCGGAGCCAGAAAGCAUGGUACCAAUAUCCAAUUUUUGUGGAAGGCAAACAGUUGUUAUUAUUGCAGGAGAUCCAAAGCAGCUAGGUCCUGUAUCAAACUCAAAAACUGCAGAGACCUUUGGACUGGGAAAAUCCUAUCUUGAAAGGCUGUUUGAAAGCGAUCUUUAUGGAAAUGGAGAUGAAUUUUUUGUCACAAACUUGGUGAGGAACUAUCGUUGCCAUCCUGCAAUCCUGGACCUUCCGUCAAAGCUUUUCUAUAAAGGGGAGUUGCUUGCAUGUAAAGAAAAUGCUUCUGCAUCUGCAACAUAUUCCUUGGAUUUCAUGCCAAACAAAGAAUUUCCUGUUCUGUUCUUUGGUAUUCAAGGUUUAGAUGAGAGGGAGGGAAAUAAUCCAUCAUGGUUUAAUCGAAUAGAGGCAAGCAAAGUUGUCAAUAUCGUAAAAGAACUCAUGGCAAGUGCGGAUUUAAGGGAGGCAGAUAUUGGGGUUAUAGCACCUUAUCGUCAACAGGUGCUCAAAAUCAAGAGGGUACUUGAGUCAUGGGAAAUGCAUGAUAUUAAGGUAGGCAGUGUUGAGCAGUUUCAAGGACAGGAAAGAGAGGUCAUUGUCAUAUCUACUGUCAGGUCAACUGUGAAGCAUGAUGAAUAUGACAAAACCUUCUAUUUGGGUUUUCUUAGCAACCCAAAGAGAUUUAAUGUUGCAAUUACCCGUGCCAAGUCCUUGCUUAUAAUUGUCGGAAAUCCACACAUUGUUUGUAAGGAUUUUCACUGGAACAAGCUUCUAUGGUAUUGUGCUGAUAACAACUCGUACCAAGGCUGCCCUCUUCCUGAAAGGAAAGAGUUGGUUGAUGAGUCAAUUCCGAUACAUUCUUCGGAUCCGGAUCAGCAAUUUCCUUCAGAAACGACUCUGCAGCCAGCGGUGGAUGAAUCUGAGUUUUCCGAUGGUUGGAAAUAAAUUUGUUAGAACUUUUUUUUUUUUUCUCUCGAAUUCCUUGUCUUACUCUCCUUUCUGUCAGGAUAGUAAGUACAUCUUCUGGAAUAGUUGCUCUCUUUUUGGUAUAUGUACUCUAUAUCUCCAUAGCAUGAGAUGAAUGGUUCUGAUUUGGGUUUAUUGAGAAGUAAAACUGAUGAUGUUGUAAUGGAGGAGAUCACUUCAUCUGAUGUCUAUUACUCCAUUUAUUGUUGUAAAAGAUUGUUUGCUGAAGGUGGAAUCAGAACUCACCACCAUUAGGAGAUGUUGGAAAAAUCUGUUUGGUUGA